Molecule: messenger RNA, 1692 nt
Organism: Uloborus diversus
Lineage: Eukaryota; Metazoa; Arthropoda; Arachnida; Araneae; Uloboridae
Exons: 2
Coding region: 1-1692 (563 amino acids)
Source: RefSeq, a predicted model, not a curated record
AUGAGUGCAGUGAAUUCGGACAAUAAACAAAUCUCUAGUACCCUCUCUAUUGAAGCUGAAUCUUUUACUCCAGGAAAAAUGUGCAAUUCUGAUGAAAGUAAAAAUAACGCUAGGCUUUCCGGUGACCUUCCUAGCAUCUACACAGGUACUACUUCUCUUCAAGUGGAAGAAAGAGUAUCUAGAGGUGAAAAUAAAGAAGUAUUGCUAUGUACAGUUCUUAUCAAGGCUUUAGAUUCUUCUGGGAGGUUUCAGUUAUGUCGUGCCUUAUUAGACCCUGGUAGUCAAGCUAAUUUUAUUACUGAAGAUUGUGUUAAUCGACUUGGAUUAGGUAGAAAAAAGGCAAACAUAGCGGUGUCAUGCCUUGGCGCUACUGCCGCUCGUACUAAUGGUCUUGUAGACUUGGAGUUUUCUCCGCAUUUCGAUUCUAAGCCAAAGCUUAAAAGUUCAGCAUUUGUAAUGAAUAAAAUUGUGGGAAAUCUACCGCACACAUCAAUUGAUGUUAGAAUUCAAGAAGCCUUCAAGGAUCUAGUACUCGCAGACCCCUCUUUUCAUAAGUCAGCUCGAAUUGACAUUUUGCUUGGUAUAGAUAUUUUCCUUCAAGUGUUAAAAGGUGAAAUUAGCAACGGAGGUGAUGGUUAUCCCUCAGCAGUUCGUUCUUCUUUUGGCUGGAUCAUUUCAGGAUCUGUCAAUUUAUUUAGGGAUAAUGUUCCACUUGUGUUAAAUAAUAUAGAUAUUGAUACUAAUGAACUUAUUUCUAAGUUUUGGGAGUUGGACUCGGUGCCAUCUGUUAGUUUUCUAUCAAGUGCUGAGAAGGCUUGUGAGGAACAUUUCAAAAAUACUCAUUCUAGGGCUGAAGAUGGAAAAUACAUAGUAAAAUUGCCUUUCCACACCUCUCCAACAGAAUUAGGUGAAUCUAGACAGCAUGCUUUACGCAGGUUGAAUGCAGUUGAACGUUCCUUAAGCUCAAACCCGGCAAAAUAUAAACAGUACCAGGAUUUUAUGAAGGAAUAUCUUGAACUGAAACACAUGCAACCAGUUCCCGAAACUGAUUAUGCAAAGAGUGAAGCAUAUUACAUUCCUCAUUUUCCAGUUUUGAGAGAGUCUAGUACAACAACGAAAUUGAGGGUGGUGUUUGAUGCAUCGUCCAAAUCAUCAUCAGGAUACUCCCUAAAUGAUCUAUUGAUGGUGGGCCCACGCUUGCAGUUGGAAUUGUAUCCCAUUCUACUUCGAUUCAGAACAUUUCCAGUUGCAGUCUGUGCCGAUGUGGAGAAAAUGUUUCGACAAAUAAGGGUACAUCCUGAAGACGUAGAUUGGCAGAGAAUUUUGUGGAGAAGUAAUUUAGAAGAACCGGUAAAAGAAUACAGAUUGCUCACGGUAACGUAUGGAACUGCAAGUGCGCCAUUUCUCUCCACGAGAACAAUACUUCAGCUUGCCUUAGACGAGAAGGAUAGCUAUCCCCUUGCUUCAAACGCUACAUUGAAUCAUUUUUACGUUGAUGACCUUUUAAGUGGUGCGUCAUCGGAAGAAGAAGCAUCUGAGCUUGUGAAGCAGUUAAAGACUAUGAUGGCAAAGGGAGGAUUUAAUCUUCGUAAGUGGAAAUCUAAUAACACCAACGUGAUUAAAGAAUUCCUAGAUGAAGAAGAGGCUGCAAACUUAGAAACUGAAGUUAAGCAACCAAGGCAGUACACCUAG